This is a messenger RNA of Diabrotica virgifera virgifera (western corn rootworm), 1578 nucleotides long. RefSeq names its product zinc finger protein 879-like. The record is from RefSeq and is a predicted model, not a curated record. The transcript has a single exon. The annotation marks the transcript as partial. NCBI's taxonomy places the organism in Eukaryota, Metazoa, Arthropoda, Insecta, Coleoptera, Chrysomelidae.
AGAAAUAAUCCAAAAUUACUGUAAAGCAGGAAUAAAUUGUUUUCCCUGUAAGUCUUAAAGCUGGGCUAUAAAAUAUUUGAACUACACUAGUUCAUCUUCAGCUUAAGGUUCAAUAUCAUCAGGAUGGUUUUUAUGUAGUAUUGAAGCACGCUCUUUUAUUCGAGUACCUAUCGCUCAGUUUUGGAAAAUCACACAAAACACCAAAUACUGAGUUCACUUACUCGUACACUGUCAACAGACACAGUGAAAAAAAAGAUUAAACACUUCAAUAAAAUAUGUCAAUGGAAUAAUAGCCAUUUCCUAGACUAGACAUCGACCUGCGUUUCAUUUAAGUUUUGAUUUAACUUAUUAUACAAUAAAUCGUGACGCAUGGAAAAAGAUAUAAUGGAACAACAAUAUUACCAUAUUGCUGAUGUCAGUCAUUAGAUUUAAAAUCAUUUAUUUUUUCUUAAAAAUCCUUUCCUUUAAUUUUCUUUUCUAAAAUGUAUACUUGGCAUUUUGGUAUGUUUUAAUUUUAUUUGUUAAAUCUUACUAAAUUGUAUCACUCUCUGUUUUACCCUAUAGUUUAUACAUACAAAAAUUUGUAUAGUUUUUAUUUCUAUUUUAGGUUUUUCUGAGAACGGAAUGGAAAUCAUGAAAACUCAACUUGAAUGCUCUACAGAACAUCAAAUAAAUGCAAACACUGAAGAAACAUCAUCAAAAAAUUCUAUUUGUGAAUGUAAAAUUUGUUUUAAGCAAUUUAAACAUGCAGGUUCUUUGAAACGACAUAUAAAGACGCACACAGCAGAAAAGCUUUACAAGUGCAAAAUUUGUAAGAAGCAGUUUUCUCAGAAACAUCAUUUAAAGAAUCAUUUAAGAUUGCACACUGGAGAAACGCCUUAUAAGUGUGAAAUUUGUUGUCAAAAAUUCACUCGAGCAGACGUUUUGAAAAGUCAUUUGAUAGUGCACACUGGAAAAACUCCUUACAAGUGUGAAAUUUGUCUUAAACAGUUUAAACAAGCACAUGGUUUGAAAGGUCAUUUGAGAUUACACACUGGAGAAAAGCCUUACAAGUGUGAAAUUUGUUUCAAACAGUUCACUUAUAAAAGUUCUUUUGAUGAACAUACGAAAGUUCACACUGGAGAAACGCCUAACGAGUGUGAAAUUUGUUUAAAGCAAUUUGCUCGAGUACACGAGUUGAAACGUCAUUUGAGAGUGCACACUGGAGAAACACCUUUCAAGUGUGAAAUUUGUUUCAAACAGUUCACUUAUAAAAGUUCUUUGGAUGAACAUAUGAAAGUUCACAUUGGAGACACGGCUUAUAAGUGUGAAAUUUGUUUUAAGCAGUUUACUAGAAAAAGUAAUUUAAAAGUACAUUUGAGAGUGCACACUGGAGAAACGCCUUACAAGUGUGAAAUUUGUUUUAAACAGUUCACUUAUAAAAGUUCUUUGGAUGUACAUGCGAAAUUUCACACUGGAAAAACGAGUUAUGAGUGUGAAACAUGUUUUAAACAGCUUACUACAAAAAGUAAACUACAAACACAUUUAAGAGUGCACACUGCAGAAACACCUUACAAGUGUGAAAUUUGUUUUAAGCAG